GUCCGGGAGGGCGGAGCGCCAUCAUGUGACAGAGGCUUAAACGGGAAGCGGCGGCGAAGCCGUGCGGGUGGACGCCGAGGGCAGCGCAGGCCCGCGGAGGCGGCGGCGGCAGGGCCCCAGCCAUGGCCGAUGACCUGAAGAGGUUCCUGUACAAGAAGCUGCCGAGCGUUGAAGGUCUUCAUGCUAUUGUAGUCUCAGAUAGAGAUGGUGUGCCUGUUAUCAAAGUUGCCAAUGAUAAUGCUCCAGAACAUGCACUGCGACCUGGCUUUCUCUCCACCUUUGCCCUUGCCACAGAUCAGGGCAGUAAACUAGGACUUUCCAAAAACAAAAGCAUCAUCUGCUAUUACAAUACAUACCAGGUGGUGCAGUUCAAUCGCUUACCUCUGGUAGUAAGUUUCAUUGCUAGCAGCAAUGCCAAUACCGGGCUGAUUGUCAGUCUAGAGAAGGAGCUGACGCCACUCUUUGAAGAACUGAGGCAGGUUGUUGAAGUGUCUUAACCUGAUGGUAUAGCCGGAGCGCAGCAUCCCUCUGCAGCCCAGUGGACAGAAAGAUUCAAUAAUCCUCAGUCAAAUAACAUGUCUCGGAAGAAAUACCACAGCUCCUUAGUAUACUAAGUAAGAGUAAAUUGUACAUAGUACUGAAUCUGAAAUGAUCUACUAGUGUGUUGUAGGCGGAUGUUACUUUAGGCCACGCUUCUUGUAUUGUGCAGUACUGGAGAGACCACCAAAAUAGCUCCCAUGGAGUUUAGCUGAGCCCCAUCGGCACGAUGCUGUUGGCUCAGAUGAGCAACCCACAGAUCUCUUGCUUUACAGGGAACCGGGCACGCGGCGGGGCAUAUCCUCAGGCCGGCUACCACGAUGUAUUGGAAAGCAGAUCGGUUGUAUAGCGUUAUCAAAGAUGUGGUUGAAAGAGUGUUGUGAUAGCAGGUUUGCUAGCAGUGAUGUGUCGGUACAAUCAAUAAAUAUCCUGGCUUUCUUACGUGGGUGAUACUUUGGCAAGGGAAUGCUACUAAUCUGGAUGUUAGCUGCAUCCUGCUUCCACUAAGAAGAAAGCUAUUUCUAUGAAAGCUGUUGCUUUAGGUGUUUUCCUGAUGCCCAGAUAAAAGCACCCAAACAGUGUCUCACUUCUUCAUGGGUUUUUUGUGUCAUAUGGUUUGUGAAGAUCUCAUGUCGCAUAGUCUUUGUGUGGGUUUAUCACUGGUGACAGUCUCGGCUCAUUUACCCUUAGGUUUUCCUAAGUAAACAAAUAUAAAUAAAAUACAGUAUUUUUAAAUGA
Chroicocephalus ridibundus (black-headed gull) is the source of this 1275-nucleotide messenger RNA. RefSeq names its product late endosomal/lysosomal adaptor, MAPK and MTOR activator 3 (gene LAMTOR3). Gene Ontology annotation, cellular component: Ragulator complex. The record is from RefSeq and is a predicted model, not a curated record. The transcript has 7 exons. NCBI's taxonomy places the organism in Eukaryota, Metazoa, Chordata, Aves, Charadriiformes, Laridae. Bases 123 to 497 code for a protein of 124 amino acids. Gene Ontology annotation, biological process: positive regulation of TOR signaling; cellular response to amino acid stimulus.